CUCGCCAUCUCUCUCUCUCUCUCUGUCUCCCUGUGUCUCUCCCUCUCUCUGUUUGUCUCUCUCUCUCUGUGCCCCCCGAUCCCAGUUCAGAGUUUGUUAGUUGCUUUGAGGAUUUGCAUCGACUGGAAUUGAAGGAGUUAGUUUGGACAGAUGAACCUCUGAGACAAAGGUUGUCAGGAUGCAGCUUCCCAGGUGGUUGCUAGGGGCCUGGCUGUGGUUGCUAUGUAUUACGGAGGUCUGGACAGCAACCUUUAAACUGGCUCUGAUUGGUCCAUGGUCAUGUGACCCCAUGUUCUCCCGGGCGAUGCCAACAGCAGCGGCCAACCUGGCGUUGUCACGGCUACGGAGUGACAGUGGCCUAAGCAGAGGAUACUGGUAUGAUGUCAAACUGCUGGAUGAGGACUGCUCCGCCUCCAAAGCUCUGACAGAACUCGGGGACAUGGAGGGUUACGGUCACGCCUACAUUGGCCCUUUUAACCCCGCCCUCUGUCAUGCUGCCUCCUUAUUGGCUCAGCAUUGGGAGGCAGGGCUGUCUUCUCCAGGCUGUCUGGAUGCUGAUUGGCCGAACCUGCCACCCAUCACACCACCCAGCAGAAUCUUGUUCACCAUAUUCAGGUUUUUCCGCUGGGCGCAUGUUGCUGUCAUCUCAGCUCCAUCCGACCUUUGGGAGAGCACUGGACAGGAAGUAGCCUCUGCGCUCAGAGCUCUGGGUCUGCUGAUUGGUCCAGUGGUUACCAUGGAAACAAGGAAAAAUGGUGGGCCCCAGGAGGCGCUCAGAGUGAUCAGAGAGGCUGACAAGGUCAAAGUGGUCAUCAUGUGCAUGAGCUCUGUCCUGAUUGGUGGAGAGGAUCAGAGAGAGCUCCUAUUGGCUGCUCUGGAUAUGGGGAUGGUUUCUGAUGGUUAUGUGUUUAUCCCAUACGACGCCCUGCUGUACGCCAUGCCGUACCAGGACACAGUAUUCCCUCAGCUGACCAAUAGCACACAGCUUCGUCACGCCUACAGCUCCGUUCUGACCGUUACCAUGGCGUCCGACCAGAGUUUCUACGAAGCUUUUCGUCAGGCUCAAAUGACCCGAGAGAUCCGCUCUGCUGUUUCUGCAACUGAGGUGUCACCGAUCUUUGGCACCAUCUUUAACAUGGUGUACUUUGUUGCUAAGGCGGUGGAGGAGCGCCGUCAGUCGGGCGGCGGGCACUGGGUGGCGGGCAAUCAACUCUUCCAAUCUGAUGGAGGCUUUAAUUUCCAGGGCUUCAAUCAGGUGUUGUACGGAGGUAAAGAGGGGCGGGGCUUGCAGGCCAGGUACAUGGUGUUGGACAGCGAUGGCGACCGACUUGUGCCGACACACUCGCUCGCUCCAGCACACACUGAUGGGACGCUCGGAGGUCUGAGGCCACUGAGUCACUCCUUCAACUUCCCCGGAGGAAAACCCCCCACUGCCAGUUUCUGUUGGUUCAGUCCAGAGGAGGCCUGCACUGAGGGUUUGAGCACAGUGACGAUGUUGUUUGUCUUCCUGUUGUUCUGUGCUCUGAUUGGAGCUUUUUUCUACUGGAUCAGGAAGUACAAGAGAGCAGCGACUAUCACCAAACUCAUCCUGACUCUGGACGAUAUUGUCUUCAUCGACACUCAAGUCAGCAGGAAGAAACUGAAUGACGAGUCAAUCAUGAGAAGUCUUCUGGAAAUUAAAACUCCAAUCCGCUCGAUUGCUCGAAGUUACAUCCUGACAACACCUGAAAGCUCCAACAUUGGAAUACUGGAGGGCGACUGGGUUUGGCUGAAGAAGAUACAUGUUGGAAAGACAAUAACAGCCAUCAAUCAAAAAACCCAGAGUCUGUUCAGCCAGUUGAGGGAGAUGCGACAUGAGAAUCUGAACCUGUACUUGGGUCUGUUUCUGGACUCGGGGAUCUUUGCUCUGGUGGUGGAACACUGUCCUCGAGGAAGUCUGGCCGACCUGCUGGCCGACAGCAAUGUGAGACUGGACUGGAUGUUCAAGUCCUCCCUGCUCAUGGACCUGAUCAAGGGGAUGAAGUACCUCCAUCUACGAGGGCUGAGUCAUGGUCGGCUCAAGUCCACAAACUGUUUAGUGGAUGGACGCUUCGUUCUCAAAAUAACAGACUAUGGACUUCCCAUGAUCCUUCACUCUCAGAGCCUCAGCCUUCCUGAAGACCCUCAAGAGCUGCUGUGGACAGCUCCUGAGCUUUUGAGGAAUCCGGUUCGAGGAGGCUCGUUUGCUGGAGACGUCUUCAGUUUCUCCAUCAUCAUACAGGAAGUGAUCUCACGAUCGCUGCCAUACGCCAUGAUGGACAUGCCUGCCCACGAGAUUGUGGAGCGUCUGAAGCAGCCUCCUCCUGUCUGCAGACCACUGGUUUCGGUGGAUGAAGCUCCUGCUGAGUGUCUCAGUCUGAUGAAUGACGGUUGGAAUGAAGAUCCGAGUAAGAGGCCGAGCUUCGAUGACAUUUUCAAACAGUUUCGGGGCAUUAACAGAGGGAAGAGGGCGAACAUCAUCGACUCCAUGUUGCGGAUGUUGGAACAGUACAGUUCAAACCUGGAGGAUCUGAUCAGAGAGCGAACGGAUGAACUGGAGGUUGAGAGAAACAAGACCGAUAAGCUGAUCGGACAGCUCCUACCAAAGUCUGUGGCUCAGUCUCUGAAGAAAGGUAAACCAGUCCAACCUGAACAUUAUUCAGACUGCACACUUUACUUCAGUGAUAUCGUUGGAUUUACGACCAUUUCAGCUCUCAGUGAACCCAUUGAGGUUGUCGACCUGCUGAAUGACCUCUACACUAUGUUUGAUGCCAUCAUUGCGACUCAUGAUGUCUACAAGGUGGAAACUAUUGGAGACGCCUAUAUGGUGGCUUCAGGUAUUCCCAACAGAAAUGGGAAUCGACAUGCAGCUGAAGUGGCCAACAUGUCUCUGGACAUCCUGCACUCAAUAGGAGCUUUUAAGAUCAAACACAUGCCUGAGAUUAAAGUCAAAAUACGCAUCGGACUGCACUCUGGGCCAGUGGUAGCAGGUGUAGUCGGUCUCACGAUGCCCAGGUACUGUCUGUUUGGAGACACAGUGACCACAGCCUCUCACAUGGAAGCCAGCGGACUGCCCUACAGGAUCCACAUCAGUCUUAGUACAGUGAAGGUCCUGACCAGUCUCAAACUGGGAUACCACAUAGACACCAGAAAGGCCCAGGUGAAAGGUACGGUGGACACGUACUGGCUGAUGGGUCGAGAUGAUUUUGAUAAACCUCUUCCUGUUCCUCCAGACCUCAUUGGGGGGGCCAGUAACCAUGGUAUCAGUCUGGAUGAGAUUCCAAUAGAAAGAAGACAAAAGUUUCUGGACCGACAGAAGAAGAUGAAGAAAUGAUGUCAUCACACAGACAGACAGACAGACAGACAGACAGACGCAGUCACACACACAGCACAGUAACACACACACAUAUACACAUACACACACACACUACCUCGAGUAUUGGACUCUGCUUUGAAGGACAGUUUAUUAGCUUGUGAGACAUUUUCAGCCAAAACCUGAACGGAGACAUGUACACGGACUGAUUUCUACUUCCUGUUUGUAGAGCUGAAGGACACUCGGCUCUAAUUGAUUAAUCAUUUAUUGAUCCAGUCAAUCUCUGUGCCUCACAUGGGUCUGUGAUACAUUAAUACUCUCUGUAUACAGUAAUACUACCAUAACAUAGUAAAUGUAUGCAUUUACAUAUACAUUACUAACCAGAUAUAUAAUGUAGCAGUACAUAUACAAUAUUAUAUUAUAUAGAUUGUCAUGUUCUUUAGUGCAGUGCAUGCUGGGAAAGACUCCCUCUGUGAGACUGUUAAAGAAUUAAUCAAUGAGUAAAUUAAUAAAUUAAUGAAUACAUGA
Dicentrarchus labrax (European seabass) is the source of this 3859-nucleotide messenger RNA. Its product is annotated as retinal guanylyl cyclase 2-like. Lineage: Eukaryota; Metazoa; Chordata; Actinopteri; Moronidae. The transcript is spliced from 24 exons. Gene Ontology annotation, biological process: cGMP biosynthetic process; intracellular signal transduction; protein phosphorylation. The coding region runs from base 179 to 3352 and encodes 1057 amino acids. The record is from RefSeq and is a predicted model, not a curated record. Gene Ontology annotation, molecular function: peptide receptor activity; protein kinase activity; guanylate cyclase activity.